Messenger RNA from Fusarium sp. VM40, 960 nucleotides. Lineage: Eukaryota; Fungi; Ascomycota; Sordariomycetes; Hypocreales; Nectriaceae. The record is from the annotation of a GenBank genome assembly.
AUGUCACAAGUCAAAGAGCUUCCCCCAACUAGCGGAUCAGUUCAUGUCGUAUUGCUUGACGGAGGCGGUUUUACUACGACUGACGACUGGCGGAUUCAUGCUGAUGGACAUGACAGACCCUAUUAUCUAUACGACUGGUGCUUUUACAUCCAUCAUAAACCUACAGGAAAGAGAAUCUUAUGGGAUCUCGGAAUUAGCAACGACCGUAGCUUGUAUACUCCAUUUAUCUUGAACUACCAUUGGCCAAGUUGCAACCCUGUUGGACCACGUCUUUCUCUCGUAGCCCAAUUGCAAAAGAUUGGCGUUCAACCAGAGACGAUCGACCUUGUAAUCUUCAGCCACGCGCACUGGGAUCAUUGCCGCCCAUUAAAAGGCGAGUUUCCAAACGCAAAGGCCCUUUUUGGGCCUGGGACUACAUCGCAUUGUUCACCGGGACACAUUACAAAAGGCGAGAUUCAGCCAAUGGUCCAAUGGGACUCCCGGUUCUUCGGCGAUGAGAAUGUCAUUACAGACGCCUUCGCUGAGCUUGAUGGGCCUUGGAAGUCGUGGGGACCGUUUGGAAAUGCAAUGGACUUUCUGGGUGAUGGAAGCUUCUGGAUCAUACAGGCGCCUGGACAUAUGGCGGGAAAUCUAGCAGCGUGCGUGAGAUUGGAGUCUGGAGACCAUGUACUCUUGGCCAGCGACUGCUGUCACUCCAAAAGUAUUUUUGAUGGUACUCGAGAGAUAGCUGUAGUUAAAGCACCUGAGGGAUUGCGGGUCUGUCUCCACGAGGAUCUCGCCGCCGCGCAUACUACUAUUGCCAAGUUAAGGGAAGCGGUCAGUCAUUACGGUAUGUAUAUCGCUAUGGCUCAUGACGCCGAGUUCAUCAAGGACGGAUCAGAUGUGGUAUUAAUGUCACUUCUGCAUCCGUUGUUCGAUAGUGGUGCUCAGGAGAGAAUUCGAGUUGGUGAGCAACCUUGA